Molecule: messenger RNA, 894 nt
Organism: Drosophila eugracilis
Lineage: Eukaryota; Metazoa; Arthropoda; Insecta; Diptera; Drosophilidae
Gene: Obp47a
Product: general odorant-binding protein 56a
Exons: 2
Coding region: 317-799 (160 amino acids)
Molecular function (GO): odorant binding
Source: RefSeq, a predicted model, not a curated record
UUUUCGCUUUCUGGCCGAAAGGAAAACUUGGCUGGCACUCGGGAUUUGUUGAAGCAGCUCUUAAGAUACUUUUGGUAUGCCAAUUGGCAUUUCGGCAUCGAUUUGGGUUCUGCUUGGCUUGGCUUGGCUUGUUACUUUUGCGUUAUUCAAACUGCGCCUCAACUUGUUCAGGUUGUUGGCCAUGGAAAACCGCGAAUUCUGUGCGGCUCAUUGAAUUGAUAUUCGCAAUUAAAAUGUUUCCCGGCCUCACUAAUGAUCGAAAGAUGAGCCCUAUAAAAGCAGUUGGUUCUGGCUAGAUAGAGUCAAAAUAUACAAAAUGAAACGAGGUUUAGUUUUGCUGGUGGUACUCAAAAUGCUGACUUUCAGCGAGUCCCGCUAUGCCAAAGUAAACAUCAACCUGGGUCUAACUGUGGGCGACGAAUCACCAAAACCUAUCACCGAGGACUUGAUUCGUCUUUGUGGCGAUCAAACGGAUAUUUCUCUUCGGGACUUGCACAAACUUCAGCAGGAGGACUUCUCGGAUCCUUCGGAAUCCAUUCAGUGCUUUACCCAUUGUCUUUAUGAGCAAAUGGGCAUCAUGCACGAUGGCAUUUUCGUGGAACGGGAUUUCAUUGAUCUAGUUUCCGAAGCCACUAAUCCGGACAUUUGGCCAGAACGUCAGUGUCACCUGAUCCGUGAAGGCAACAAAUGCGCGAUCGCCUUUAAGAUCCAUCAGUGCCGUCAGAAGAUGAAAAAUUCUUUGCUGGGCAAGGAUGUGGAGGUCACCACGCCAGCGGAGUCCGAAGAACCUUUGCCCUAGGCUUGCUUGGAUUGGUUAAAAUUUGGUGGUGGUAUCCGGGUUUUGUAAUCAACACCAUUUGCUUUUCGAAAAGUGAAAUAUAUAAACAAAUUUUA